AUGUCGCAAGGCGUCGCGGUUCUUACAGACGAGCAACUCCGGGCUCUAAUCAUUACAGAGCGAGUCAACUCAUCCAUCUCCAUAUUUUCCAUUAUCUUCGUGGUGACAACCUACAUCUUUGUGCCGGGUUUCAACAAACCGAUCAACCGACUCAUCUUUUUUGCGAGUUUCGGUAAUCUAGGAUCUAAUGUGGCUGCGUUGAUAUCAGAAGCCGGCCCUCUGGCUGGGUCGGCGGCUCCGAUAUGCAAAUUCCAGGCCUUUCUGGUUCAGAUGUUCUUGGGGGUUGAUUGCUAUUGGGCGCUGUGUAUGGCUGUGAAUGUCUAUUUGGUAUUUUUCAGGGGCUAUACGGUGGACCAGUUGCGAUCUCUGGAUCGGGCAUAUCUUUUCAUAUGCUAUGGGCUAUCUUUCAUUCCCGCCUUUGUUUUUAUUUUCAUUAACACUAGGGAACGCGGCCCGGUAUAUGGACCGGCAAUUAUCUGGUGUUGGAUGCGUAUCGAAUGGGACUUUAUGCGGCUUAUCUUCCUAUACGCGAUUGUUUGGGUCGCCAUCUUACUCGCAAUCAUCAUAUAUGGCGGAGCUGCUAAAGUCAUCUGGGACAAGCGUGAGCACCUCGACGGUUUCUUGAAUCCGCUGAACGAAAACCCCUUUAUCAACACCGUCACAACAGAGGUGAUGAUCACCAGCGAGGAACGUCCAAUUGUCGACAAAGCUGCACAUGAAAUCCGAACUAUUGAAGAGUCGGCAACCCCGGAUAUUCGCAAUCCGUACUCUGUGGACGUCCAAGUCAGCAUUCAAACGGAUGGCAAGCGGCCUUUACCUUCGGCCUUGCGCAUGAGAAGUCUCACUCGACAGGUGGCUAAGCAUGAGACUAAUGCUGAAGCGUGGCUUUAUGCACGAGUUGCAUUCCUAUUCUUUCUCGCGCUGCUAGUCACUUGGGUCCCAAGCAGCGUGAAUCGAAUCUACGGAUGCAUUAAACCAAACUCGACGAACUUCAAACUCAACUACGCUGCCUCAUUUGUAUUUCCAUUACAAGCGUUCUGGAACGCAAUCGUGUACAUAAUAACCUCCCAGUCAGCAUUCCACAUGCUUCUUUCCCAUAUCCCUUUCAUAAAAAGAAGAUCGAAAUCAUCCACACCAUCGUCCUCCUCACCAUCAUCACCAUCAUCAGGCAACAACAACAAUUCUCGCAAGCGCGUCCCUUCGCCUUCUCCAUCCCAAAUCAAACUCACCAAACUCCGCGGCAGCCAUCACCAAAAAGAUCCCAUGGGCAAACCGCGAAGACUCAGGUCGAAUGAGCAUAUUUCGAGAUCUUCUUCUGUGGCUGAUUUUUCGACUACCACUGAAAAUGGUGAGGAGCAAGAAUUGCAGAAUCUUGACAGGCCCAGAUGGAGCAUUGAGUCUGCUGAUGGGAAGGGAUUCGGUAGGUAG
Talaromyces atroroseus is the source of this 1428-nucleotide messenger RNA. RefSeq lists its product as hypothetical. The transcript has 3 exons. The record is from RefSeq and is a predicted model, not a curated record. Lineage: Eukaryota; Fungi; Ascomycota; Eurotiomycetes; Eurotiales; Trichocomaceae. The coding region runs from base 1 to 1428 and encodes 475 amino acids. Gene Ontology annotation, molecular function: G protein-coupled receptor activity. Gene Ontology annotation, cellular component: plasma membrane. Gene Ontology annotation, biological process: adenylate cyclase-activating G protein-coupled receptor signaling pathway; cell surface receptor signaling pathway.